Molecule: messenger RNA, 1940 nt
Organism: Oppiella nova
Lineage: Eukaryota; Metazoa; Arthropoda; Arachnida; Sarcoptiformes; Oppiidae
Source: the annotation of a GenBank genome assembly
AUGGGUGAUGAGAUCAAGAGCCGGUUCGCUGUCAAGAGUAGUCACUAUAGCAAUACAAUUAAUGCCAUCCAUUUCAUGUCGAGUCUAACCGCAGAGGAAUAUAGCGAUCAAAUGGAUUAUUUAACGUAUCUCUCUCUCCCAAUUUUGUUGAAGUACGGCGACUCACUCUACCGGUGCAAACAGCUGAAGAGAGCGGCGUUGGGACGCAUGGCUACCAUAAUGAAGCGCCAGAACCAGAACCUGCAAUAUCUGGAACAAGUGCGCCAACACUUGUCGCGCUUGCCGUCCAUCGACCCCAACACCAGAACUCUGUUGAUCUGCGGCUUUCCAAACGUCGGCAAAUCGAGUUUUAUCAAUAAGAUCACGAGAGCCGAUGUGGACGUCCAGCCCUAUGCCUUCACCACGAAGUCGCUGUUCGUGGGCCACACCGACUACAAGUACCUCCGGUGGCAAGUGAUCGAUACGCCCGGAAUACUGGACCACUCGCUCGAGGAGCGCAACACCAUUGAGAUGCAGUCGAUCACAGCGUUGGCUCAUUUGCGCUCUUGUAUUCUGUAUUUCAUGGAUCUGUCGGAACAGUGCGGACACACCAUCGAAGACCAGUUCGCUCUCUUCAAUAACAUUAAGCCUCUGUUCGCUAAUAAGCCGAUUGUGGUUGUGGUGAACAAAAUCGAUAUCACGAAAAUCGAUGACUUGCCCGAAGACAAGCGCCAAUUCUUCGACGAACUCAAGCAAAGCAAUGUAUUCGUGCAUCAGAUGAGUACCGUUACCAACGAAGGCGUCUGUGAGCUCAGGAACGAGGCCUGCGAUCUACUGCUCGCCCAUAGGGUUGAGGGCAAAGUGAAGUCCAAGAAAGCGGACUCUAUUAUGAAUCGACUACAUGUGGCGCUUCCCAUACCCAGAGAUGAUAAGGAAAGGCCUGCUUUUAUACCGGAGUCUGUGGUCCGUAAGCGCCAAGAGAUGGAAGCGGAGAAGACGAAGAAAAGGCUUGAGCGCCAUAUUGAAGAGGAAUUGGGAGACGACUAUAUUCUUGACCUCAAGAAGAACUAUGACAUCGAAGGCGACCAGAAGUUUGAUGUCAUACCGGAGAUAUGGAACGGCCAUAACAUCGCCGACUUCAUAGACCCGGAUAUUCUCAAGAAGUUGGAAGCACUGGAACGCGAAGAGGAGGAGAAAAUCAAUUCCGGUUAUUAUGACGUCUCGGAUGAGUCUGAAGACGACGAGACCAAAGAGAUGCGCGGAUUAGCCAAACGGAUAAGGGAUCGCAAGGCUAUUAUGAAAGUGGAGCAACGGAUGAAUAACACAAAUAAACCUAAAUUACCCCGAAAUCCACGAAAGAGGGAACGAAGCGUUAGUGGAUUGCGAACACAAAUGCGUGGAUUAGGUGUCGAUAUGUCCAGCGAUGAAGAGGUAAAUAUUUGUUGUCAACUAUGGUAUGGGGUUAACAGUGAACCAAAUGAUGAACCAGUCCACCAACUCGUAGUUCACUUGUACACCAAGUGUCCGAUGAAUGAUUCACUGGCUGGCUUGAAUUACGAGGAGGCAGUGGAUGAUAGACAGUCGCGGCCACCCAUUAAGCGUAUGCGCGAAGACACUGAGGGAAGAGUGCGGAGCAGCUCUAAGAUGCCUCGCGACCAGUCGGGUGUCCGAGAUGUUAAGAUGCGAAAGAAAGUGCGGUUUAUGGGUAAGAAAGCGCAGACAACGAUGAAUAGGAACGCCCGCAAAGGGGAGGCCGACCGUAAGAUCCUGAACGUUAAACCCAAGCACUUAUUCGCCGGCAAACGAGGACUCGGGAAAACGCAAAGACGUUAACACGUCUUGUGGAGGAAUUGAAUAUCUCUUGGAGUCUUCGUGUAAUCAAUUGUUUAGAGUUUAUUUUAUUGUAAUUUAUUUUUCAAUGACCUGUACAUAUGCUUAGACUUUUUAAUGUGUAAUUACCG